AUGGUUAUCACCAAUAAGACAUAUACAGACACCCUCUUCGCGAAACUGGCGCACUGGGAAUUCAGACUCGUUUUUGCUAAGAACUACAUAUUCUGGAUUAAGGAUCUGCCUCAUGAGGGUCUUCUACGCUACUAUCUUGUCGGGAAUCUAGAAUGGGUUAUGCCGAUCAGCUCUGAUGCUCUCAGAGCGAUCCUAGUGACAAAGGUUUAUGAUUUUGAAAAGCCAGAGAUUAUGAGUUAUGGUAUGCGAAAGACACUGGGAAAUGGUAUUCUCCUUGUUGAAGGUGAAGAGCACAAGGUACAACGAAAGAACCUCAUGCCUGCUUUCUCUUACCGUCACAUCAAGAACCUUUACCCUUUAUUCUGGUCCAAGAGCACCGAGAUGGAGAGAAUGCCGAACUCCACGAACGUUUCCGCCUGUGCCUGCUGUCACUGGGACCGGAAUGAUAUAAUAUGCGAUUUUUAUCGGGCGCCAACCCCACAACCGGGUGAAUGGGAGUCGUCUACCUUGAAGAAGCUUCAAGAACAAAACCAGGCCGUCAUCGCCAAGUUCAGAUCAGCUUCCGCGCAAUGGGAGAAGAUAGCAGCCGGAAUUACUGAAACUCAAAAUUCUGCAUUUGGAAUCAAUACCGCCUUGCUCAUGGAAGACCGCCAGCUGGUGGCUGAGAGUACUCAGAAACAGGUACUUGCUACAAUGACUUUGAAAAACGAGCAGGAGAAUGGAAUGAAGCUCGCAAUGGAGGCCAUCGACAUGUGUACCGCAAUGCAAGAUUUUAUCGACGAAAAAGUCAAGGAGGAAGAUGAACGGUCCAAGCGGUAG
This is a messenger RNA of Penicillium malachiteum, 819 nucleotides long. RefSeq names its product Cytochrome monooxygenase FUM15. Bases 1 to 819 code for a protein of 272 amino acids. The transcript is spliced from 5 exons. NCBI's taxonomy places the organism in Eukaryota, Fungi, Ascomycota, Eurotiomycetes, Eurotiales, Aspergillaceae. The record is from RefSeq and is a predicted model, not a curated record. Gene Ontology annotation, molecular function: iron ion binding; oxidoreductase activity, acting on paired donors, with incorporation or reduction of molecular oxygen; heme binding.